AUGUGGCCGUUGGUUUUACUCGCCCCCUCGGAGCUGGAAUAUUUACUCUCUGAAAUGUUUAUAUUAUCUGUGCUCUGCUGUGGUCAAACACGAAGAAAGCGAAGCGAAACGUCUUGUAAGAUAACGUUAAUUUAAAACUAUUUGCUUGACCAGUGUUUAGUCUUCGAAAAUCGCCUGUAUUGAAACUACAUCUCUGUAUUUCUCACCUCCUGACCCGUCUUUUGAAAUUCAAUCCUACGCUCAGUACGGCGAUGUAAUUGAUAUGUAACGCAACGUUAUUUGGUAUCCUGCCCAGAAGUCCCUCAAACGUUAACCCUCAACAAACCGUACUUCUUGUUUGUAACCUUUAUCCUUAUUUAACCCUAAGCCUUAGCUCAACUUUAGCUAUCCACCCUAACCAGCUUAACGUAACACCCUUUUCCUGACAAGGCGAACGUUUAACUCAGUGGAUCAACUCAUGUGUUAUGACCAUUGAAAUCAGUUGAGACUGCUCGUCUAACCCUAACCCCCAACCCUCCAACCUAACCCUAACCUAAUUAUUCCUAACCCUAACCUCCAACCUAACCCUAACCUAUUCCUAACCCUAACCUCCAACCUAACCCUAACCUAUUCCUAACCCUAACCCCCAACCUCGACCUAAUCUGAUUCUAACCCUAAACUAUCCCUAGUCCUUACCCUAACCUAACCCUAACCUAAACCUUAACCUUAACCCUAAAACCCUAACCCUAACUCUUCCUCCCCCCCCCCCUGCUCUUACAUUUAGUAGUAUACAGUAAGGACUAAGUAAUAGGUGCUUUUCGAAGUUAGCCUCAAAAGGCUCUUAUAAAUUUUCUGUUUCUUGGAAAUUAAGCUGUUUAGGUUCUCAAACAUUCGAGGUUCUUAUUUUCUUAAGGAAAAAAAGACUUUUUUGUAAGAAUGUUGGAGGUUUUAAAUGUUUGUACAAAAUAUGCAUGUUGUUAUGUCUAAAUGACUGCAAUUUAAGCCAAUAGAAAUUUUUUUUGCCAUUAGAAUGAUUAGUGGACUUUAAGAACUCCAUAGCGAUCUGUUUUAACAUUUCUACUUCAUCUGGUUCUUUCAAAAUCUUAGCCUGAAGAAUUCUGGUUCUUAUCUGUGCCUCUCCUCUGUGUCACUAACCUGACAUAAUAAUGAGUGACACGUGCAUGUUUCACUGUACAGUAUUUUUCAGAUGAAAGAAAAUACUGAUUUGGAUUGUUUUUGUUGUAUUGGGGGCAAUUAGAGACUUAGUGAAAACUAUACACUGUAAUUUUCAGGGAGUUAUAAUAACUCCUCUAGUGGGGCUAACUUAACUCCUUACAGUGGAGUUAUUUUUCGUGGAGUUAUUUUAAAGGGGUUAUCCUGUACCUAAAAUUUUUACUCCAUUUUUGGAGUUAUAAUAACUCCCUAAAAAUUACGGUGCAGAGGAUACCAGUUUUACCAAGUAAAUAUUAUUGCUGUGGCGACUAAUUCUGGGAAUGGCACAUACUCCAGCGAGGCAACAAUUGUAAGAACCAACGAAGGAGGUAAAAAGCAAAAGAAAAAAUGAACGCUAUUUUUUUGAAUUCACCUUGAACGUGGGGGGAAGUAGAAGUAAGAUCAACGUGGAAACUUCUCUUGCAAUACAUUUCACCACGGUCACCCCACAUCGGUUGCACAUUAGACCUGACUAUGGUGGGACGUAACACAACCAGUAGGGACAUAUAAUAGCACUUUACUUGAAGUCAGGCUCUGUUGUGUUAGCCUAUCCACAUCUAGUGUCGUAAAUCUAACGUUAAAACCGCUGUUUCGUUAAUUGACUUUGAGGACGAAAAGGUUGAAUGCCUUUCCAUUGAACUCUUAUCUGUUAGUCAGCAAAGGAAUAAACACUGACUGUUACUAUAAUCUUAUCAUCAAAACAUUUUACAUUCCUCGCAGUUCCAAGCCGUGCACCAACGAAAGUCAGUGUUGUAAACCAAGGAUUGAAUGAGUUAUUGGUCAGAUGGGAUCCCCUCCCCACGCAGUAUGCCAAUGGUCGUAUAUUGGGAUACAACGUGUACUACAAAAGGACCCAGUACUACUACUAUUCGGACACCAUUGUCAGGAUCAACAACACAAAAUUGCCGAAAGUAGUUCUGCCGAAUAUUCAGACUGGAGAACGUUACCAAAUUUCAGUGGCUGCUUUCACUUCUGUAGGAACAGGGCCCAGGUCAUCCCUUGUUUAUGUGACGAAAGGUAAAAAAAAAAAAUACUAAGACUAAUGCACUUUGGUUAAGCUGUAGAUAUGAAAUAACCACUGAGUUAAUUAAAUGUUUUUGUUGUUACAGUUUUUAUUAUUUUUUUAUUUUUUUAUUUUUUAUUAUUAUAAUUUUUUUUUUUUAAGGUUGUGGAGGCGUUGUGAACCAGUCGUUUGGUUGGUUGAAUUUCACCAAGUCCAACUACAAUACUCUGAACUGCAGUAUUCAGAUAAAUAAUGCUGGUGUGAAUCCAGGUUUCGCCCUGAUCUCAUUUCAGUUCAUAUACUUAAGAUACUGCAGGUAAGCGGAAUAUUGUGUUCAUCAUUAAAUGAAAAAGAAAGAACCAAGGCCUCCAUCGGUUUUGCUAGAAAACUGUCAUGGUCUAAAAAGGGUAAUGAGACUUUCCUCUUUUCUAAUGGUCUUCGAAUGUUCUUGUGUUAAACUUUGGUUUCGAUGACAGUUUUCUAAGUAAUUCUUCGCUGCUUCCACAAAGUGUUUCACUAGUCUCAUUUCUUGUUCUCUGCAGCGAGUUCAUCAAAAUUUAUGACCACACUGGCAAUGAGGUGUUCCGUCGACAAGGUUGUAAUUCAUUUAGUGGCGCACAGUCGGUUGAAGUUCCCUUUGGUGACGGAGACAGCAUAACAUUGAUGGUCCUACUUUCAUACCGAUAUAGCUACGCCAGAAUUCAAUACACAGUGUUACAAAAAGCACUGGACUCAGGUAACAAAUUACCCUCGGGUGCACCCCAAAAUGACAUGCUGGAGUCUUUGCAAAUUACCAUGACAUUGCAAAAACCCAGACGGGCCGGGAGGGGGAGGAGUUUAACUGCUUCAAAAUAGUUGCAAAAUGAGGCGGGUCGCACCUCUCGUAACAAAUCUUAGGAUUGACUGAAAAAAAACAAUAAACAAACAAAGGAAGGAAUGGACCCUAGCCGUGAAACAGUAGAGGUGCGUGCUAUGGGGAGACAGUCAAAUUACAGUUUACUGAGAGGUGCGCAGCUACUGUUAAAGACCCGUUGUCAGUAACUUGCAGAGAAUUCGGCGCCAGAUCAAGAAAUCGAAAUCCUUUUUUUCAUUUCACCGAAAAAAAAACCCUUUUGGUAUACUAUUUUCAAAAAUAAUAUUGAAAAGUUCCAGCGAAAAUCCGUUUUCGCGAAAAAUAGGAAAGUUUAAAAUCGGCCUAAACCUCUGGCCGAAGGCCCGAUGGAAAUUAUGCAAAAUAGGGUAUUUUGUAAACCCUCAUACGAAAAUCAUAAUCAUAAUCAUAAUCAUAAUCAUAAUCGUAAUCAUAAUCAUAAAACGAAAGCUAGUCUAUACUUAAUCUUUGCCAGGUUUGUUACACACUUCUCAAAGUUACUUUGAAGCUAUAUUUUAUCUUGAUCGAGGCUUUCUUUCUAUUUCUUACACCCGUGCAAAAAAAACCAAAGAACAUAUAACAAAUUGGGGUUACUAGGUUUCCGUAUGUUUCUGUUCUGUUUAUUUACCUGUGUAAGGGAUGUUCUGAUGUGUUCCGUGUUUUGGAACAUACCGAUCACAACCUAGUUUCCAGAAUGCAAAAGCAAGCUACUUCUAGUUCGAUUAUGGAAACAAAAGCCAUCAGGGAGAGCAAAAACAUUGACCACUCACAUAGUUGCAGCCAUUUGAUGUUUCUUUUUCGCUCGUUAUAAUUACCCAGUCGAGCUUUUCGCUGACAUUCUUCACAUCUUUACGAUAAAAAGUGAUACCUGUUUCUCAGAUUGCUUUUUCCACCUAGAACUACCCGACUUUUUGCAUGGUUUGAAAGCAGAAAAGCAAAAUGUGGGCAAUAACAGGACCGACAGUUUUAGUUUAUGCGACGGCAACAGGUCUAAAACCAACACAGGAGCCGAAAAUUUUCACCACUCGUUUACUAAGUUUGUCACGCCUUACCUAGAAUGUACUAGAACACGUCACCAGAACAUCAAAACCGUAUUUAUUAAAAAUGGACUGCUUUUAAAAUGUUCGUUAGGCAAAAUAUAUCAAUUAUAAUGAAAAAAAGGGGUUGUACAGAUAGCAGCAAGGUUUUUAUGCGGAGAAUGUGUUACUAGCACUGUGAGCUGAAUAAAUUAAGAACGAAAAAAAUCGUAAGAGUGCACUUAUGAUACAUUUUCUUGUAGCUUGCUCGCUUUUGGCUAAAUAGAGACUAGCACUCGUACCAGGGUUUUCAAAAUGUCCUGAUUUGCAAAAUGUCCAUAGGGCUUUCGGCCAGGUUUAGGCCGAUUUUAAACUUUCCCAUUUUUCGCGAAAACUGAACUUCGAUGGAACUUUUGAACACUGUUUUUGAAAACAGUUUACAAAAAGGUUUCGUUGGUGAAAUAAGAAAAUCUAAUUUUUUGUGCUAGCGUCGGAUUCCCGAUAGUUAUACUGACAACGGCUCUUAAAAUCUCCGACCUUUUACUGAACAACCCUUCCUCCGCACCAACUGUGGCUGCUGUGUCACGAAGCAUUUAUAUCGUAAACUAUGUGGACGUGGUUCUACUUUAAUCUAUACGCCUGUUCAACACUCAACUCCUUUAACAGUACGUCAAAAGGAGUAUCUCGUUUACCAAUCUGUAAAUAAUACGCCUUAAUUUGUGAAAACCUCUCUUAAUGAUUGUUUUUUUUUCUUUUCAGUCUUUUUUAUUAUUUAAUUUAUUUACUUUUUAUUAUAUCAGCGCAAGUGUUGCCUUCUUGGAAUGUCACCGUCACCUACAAGACUUCAUCGUCAUUGACAGUCCGCUGGUCAAAUUUCCCUUUGAGUAUUCCAAUCCGGCAGUUUUUGGUGAGAUAUAAGGAUCAGAAUUCAAACUUCAGCUUGAUCUACAAGGUCUCGAAUUGGUAUAACUCACAUAACUCUGGGAGUAUACUUAGAGGGUACCAGUUUUACCAAGUAAAUGUUAUUGCUGUGGGGGUUUAUUCUGGGAAUGGCACUUACUCCAGCCAAACAACAGUUGCAAGAACCAACGAAGGAGGUAAAUAAAAAAAAAAUGAUAAUAAAUAAAUAAAAGCUAACAAAGGAAAACAAAAAAUAAAUAAAAAUAAAAAAAAAAUAAAAGAAAUAUAAAUAAAACAGAACAAAAUAAAACCCUUUACCCUUAACUUCAACUGGUCGUACUUAAUGGUAUUGAAUAAUCGUUCAUUUAUCUUUUUAAGUGCUAUCAAACACAUGAACAAUUCAAAUUUACGAAAUACCAAAAUCGCUUCAAGUUUUAGCUUCAUUGGCUGUUUCGAAAGUUCGCAGUAAAAACCAAAACUAAAUAAAGCAAAUCAACCACGGAAACAACAACAAUAGCAAAGAGAGUCAACAGUUUACCUUUCUUUUACUAAAUGGCUGGUGAUUUUGAUAGUCAGGUCUACAAGAUUUCUUUUGAUGUAGUUUUUAGGUAUCGCUUAGACGUGAGACACCCCUGGUAACCUUGAAGCAAUUCGCCUGUUACUUCUCUCCUCUUUUGUGUACCGUCUUACCAAUCCGACAUUUGUUAAUCUUUUGAUUUUCUUAGUGCCCAGCAUUGCACCUUCAGGCUUACGAGUUUCCAGACUACAGUUCAGUGAAUUAAAGGUGCAGUGGAAUCCAAUACCUCAGCACAGUGUAAAUGGCCGACUGCUGGGAUAUGUAGUCUACUACCAAAAGUAUCCUUAUUAUUGGUAUAGCACAAAACGAGUCAACACAAGUAGCCCAGAUGUCCAUAUGCUGGUGCUAAGCGAUUUGAAAGCAGUACACUCCUACAGAGUCUGGGUGGCGGGGUUCACACGUGCAGGAACUGGACCACAGUCAUCUUCAUAUUACGUCACAACUGGUAAAUUACACUAUGUUCUAUCCUGUGGCUGGAUAUAGAAAGAUAUCCAAAUUUAAGAUUCGUCAUACCUAUUGCUUCUCAAGAGUGGUCUAUUUUUAUUUAUUUAUUUAUUUAUCUAUUUUCCGAUACAGUACUUCCUCCCUUCCCCCAAAACCACAGGAAAUUAUUUGCCUCAAUCAAGUAUCCAGUAUCCUAAAUUCUUGCGUUUAUUCUGAAGCCCUUAAAAAAGUAUUUUAUAGAUUCCAUUCUUAUCAUUUAGAUCAGAUCAGAGCAUACCGGUCAGACAGUACUUAAGAUUUAUUACGUUCGACGUUCAUCUGCUUUUCGGCGCAAUUUUGAAUUACGUCAUAUGUGCGUGCGCAUCACACUGGUUCAAUCAAGGUCAACCGGAUGCAACUGUUGCCAAAAGCAAGGAAAUAUUUGAGUUCGACGAAGGGAUGAAAUUUGUAGUUGUUUUCGAAGUGGGUUUUAUCGCUGAGCUGUCGAUUCUGUCCUACCUUUCUGGGUGUUACUACAUUGUUAGACCAAUAAAUGUUGGAACGGUUAAAUCGACCUAAACCUUUGUAGGAAGACACAAUUAAGCACCAGGUAACGUUUGUGCCGUCUGCGGUCUAUUAAAUGAUUUAUCAGUGCGUUGAGUCGAUAUAUGUAUUCGCAGUUUUAUUUCCCACCAACACGAGAUGCAUUCCGGGAUAAAAUACGUGUGCGGAAGUUUAUACAUAUAAUGAUUUAUCGACGUCAGAUAUAUCUGCGGGGAGGGGGGGGGGGAGUUGUUGAUAAGACCCUUCCGCCUAACAAUAUAAGUUUAAGGUAAUUUCCUUGUUUUUCACUGCGCAUCACUUAGUGAGCAUAACUUCAGAGGUGGCGAUGAUUUUCAGUUGUGGCCUAAAAAGAUGUAAUUAAGGCCUCUUUUGAAGUCCCGACGCAUUGAAUUAGUGCGUCGGGACUCAAAAAGAGGCCUUAAUCUUGGGAGCGAUUUUGAAGACUCUACUAUUAUAAGACUUUUUGUCGGUUAUUCGUGUUUCGAUCGAACAUCUAGCGCGCAGCGGGGAAAAUACACUCAGAAUUACGGGCAUGUAGGGUGAAAACAGGCACGGUGACCCCAUCUUUUUAUUGUAGGUUUUGAAUUUCUUAUAUAUGGUUGACAUUUGUGCGAAGUUUGAAAAAAAUCUUGAGAGUACAUCCUUUUCAAGAGAAUUACCAUAAAACACUGUGAAAUAGUGAAAUACACCAACUGAAUGAAGCUGAACAGUUCGCACAAUGACAAAAUAUUUUUACCUGAAGCGACGUCAUUCAGGUUACCAGGCUUUUGGACAUUUGUAGUGAUAUUUUUUAUAUUUUAACAAAAAUGGAGCUUUCUACGAUUGUUUUUUGGUUGCUUGUUUGUUUGUUUAUAAAUGUUUUCAUAACCUUUUCCUAAUUUUCAAAUAAGCUUGACGGCAAAUCUAAGAAAAGUCCACCGCACUCACUAAUCUAUGACUACCAGAACUUUUAGCAGAGGAUGAUUCAGUAAACCAGGCCCCUGACAACCUGUCUGUUUUGUAUAGCUUCUCUUCUCUUCUUGGGAGUUGGUUUCCUGAUAGUUCUCGUUCUCCUUUUUCUCCGUUCUCUAGAAAACACUACCCGUAAUGUUUCCUUUGCUGCCCACUUUUCGAUAAGUGCCCAUCCUCACUGGAAGGUCUUGCCGCAGUUCUUGUCACUAGCCCAGUUUUGAUUUUAUUUUAUUUUCAUGUUGGAACUCCUUUGGAAGUUAACAAAAAAAUAAUAAUGAAAAAAUAAAUAAAUAAAAAAUAAUCAUUUCAUCCACAACUACAUGUACGUUGCUUUAUUUUCUUAUUGUCAAAUAGGUUGUGGAGGAUACGCAAAUCGCUCUUUUGGCCAUUUACAGAUUGACUCUAACAGGGGCUCGAGCUACGUCACUUGUACAUUUGUGGUUGGUAGAGUUGGCAUAAAUCAGGCAGUUGCACUAGUUUGGAUACAAGAUCUGUAUUUGUCAUAUUACAGGUACUGAUUUGUUUGUAGAUUCCCGUCUGAUUAUUUUUUGCAGUUUUCCAAAGUUUGUUUACUUUUUUUGAGUGAACAUCAAUCAUGCCAAAGGAAUAAAUAUAAUUUUAUUUUACAAUGGAAUCUCUUAUAACCGACACAUUGCGUAUAAGUAAGAAGAUCGAGAGCUCUAUUUAUGUGCCUCAUUGACGGCAACUUCGUUAUUAGGAACUAGUAAUCAGUACAUAAGCUAAUAAAAAACCCAUAACAAGGAGAUAUAAUACCACAUAGGAGCAUUAUAUUUUUUUUUUCUGAGAUGACAACUGCACUUAAAUCUUUUAGGUUGACUGUGACGAAAUAAUAGAAAGCGUUUGAUUUUAUUUUUGAGUACGUUACUGCCCUCUCAAUUUAGUGAAUAUAUCAACAUAACUGACGGAAAUGGAUCGCUGGUUUGGUAUAAGUACGGAUAUCACUCGUCUGGUCUGACAUCUUACCUCGAAGUUGGGUUUGGAAAUGCUGAUAACAUAACUGUUCAGAUCUAUUUAAGAAACAGCUACAGUCGCUUCAAGCUUCAAUACGGAAUUAUCAAGCAAGGCCUUUUCUCAGGUAACAAUCGUUUCAUAGUGUUAACAAAUCUACUAAUUCUUAUAGGGUGCCAUGUGAUAUUAGUUUUACAUAAUGGCGUCCUAGGAGAACCAGGCAGGCAGCCAGUUGAGACAAACUAUACGUGCGUUGCUUCUUUUUGUUAUCAAUUUGACUUAAAAUUACUGAUCUAGUUGAACUGGUUCUAGCAGAUUUUGCACAACUUACAACAUUGAUACCUUGAUAUAAGCCUAGUAACAUUCAUUUGUUGUUUUCAUUUGUUCUAUUUUAUUACCCCUGAUAUAUCGUUCUCUCGAAAAGGUUUUAUAUUUUCCUUAUCAUACACCUUAUUGGAAAAAUUUUGUCGCUUGAAAAGUAUAAAAUACGAACGAUGGGACCUAAUGGAUUUAUGGGUAGAACUUAAUUAGCAUUACAAAUUUAAAGUUCUUUUCAGAAAUUUUUACAUUACUGAAGCUUUUCUCGACGAUACAAUCUAACAAACGUUAAACGGUUUCUAUUUUUCAUUGCGAUAAGCUAACAACUUCACCUGUGCUGGACACAUAAGAGAUGUCUGCAGUUAAAGAGCGUAGCCAUAUCGCUAACGCACUCUUGAAAAUCAUAAGAUAGAACCUAACAGCUUUCUUGGAAGACAAAAAAUACAACGGGGUGCCUUAAACAAAGUACUCUAGCGAUUUACAUCCACACGAGCAUCUCGUGACAAUGAACACUUUUGUCGAAAGAACUUUGAAUUUGCUAUGCUAAUGAAUGUAUACCCAUAAAUCCUUGAAGCUUCAUCGUUCAUGUUUAGACUUUUCCGCGACAAAGUUUUUUUUCAAUCCGGUAUAUUCAUUCUUGCUGCCUCUGGUUUAUCUUUUAGCCAUACCUUCAGACUGGAAUGUGACCAUUGGCAACACCUCGAGAACGUCGAUUAGAGUCCAUUGGGAGAAUUUAGCACCACUUAUCGAUGAUACCGUACUGUAUUAUAUUGCUAACGCCCAUGAUGGUAACCUAUCAAGUGCAACGGUCGUUCCUGGGAAUUCAAGCACUGCAAACGUUCUGGGGCUGUCAACAUACACCGAAUAUCAAGUAAGCGUCAUGGGGAUAAACAGGCAUGGUCAACCGUACAAUAGCUCAAGCGUCACAGUCCGGACAGAGGAAGGAGGUGUGUGUUACAUGACGUUACAGACAAAACGCGUAAUCGACGCCACGUCAACAGAGAAUAAUUUAUUUCACUAUGCAUUUGAAACGCUUGCGGAUGAGCGUCGAUAUAACCUCGGAAUAUGGUAUAUAGCCUGCUUGCAGACGUCUCUUAUUUCCUUCGUGGCAAGGGACGCAUGCGUUACUGCGUGCUUCCGUAUCCACAUCUUUCUAUACGCUUCUCUUUUCUAUAGUCACCGGAUUCUCUAUAUCUCUAGACGACACAUGAUUCCAUAAAUAACUUCCAUUAAAGCAUCAGUCUGACAAAAGCUUGAAUUUUUCGAUUCUAAGUUUUUUCUGCACUCAUGUGACCUUCAGUAUAUGGAGUAUAUGUCUAUUAUAUCAAAUAAUAAUAAUAAUAAUAAUAAUAAUAAUAAUAAUAAUAAUAAUAAUAAUAAUAAUAACUUUAAGGAAUACAUGAAGCGAAUCGGCGUGAACGUGAGGUUAGACGUUAUCCAGAAAACAGCAUUGUUGGGGACAGCAAAGAUACUAAGGAAAGUAUUGUCCCUGUAAGAAGACGAAAAAGAGAGACCUGGGGCCCGUGGUGACUUGUUGUAACCCGCUCCUAAGGACUAUAAACCAAGAGUAUAUGCAUGUCGAUUAUAUCAAAACAACAACAACAACAACAAUCUUAAUAAUAAUAAUAAUAAUAAUAAUAAUAAUAAUAAUUGUCGUGAGGUAUGCUGAAGACUAAGCUAAUUUCUUGGACUUAUCUUUAGUUGAGGUAAUGGAUAUCUAACGCUAGUCUAUUGAGAAUCGAAUGAACUUGAACCUCAAAAAGAAAUGGUGGUUAGAGGAAAUACUAAAAACCAAUCCCGGAACCCAUGAAAGAUAUUGCGAGGAAGGGAGAUCUCAAUUAAGUUAUUAGGAGUGACAUUUAACGAGCAACCAUGAGUCUAGGAGAGGCAUUUCGAUCAUAUGAUUUCUGACUUAAUACGUGGAAAAGAUUUGGGAUUAUGGAAGGAGGUGACCACUGACAAUCACGGUUUAACUUAUCUUAUCCCCAUGAAGCGCAUGCGGAAACUACGAGAAAGGGGUCACGAUUAGAUUUUGCCCCUUGUUAGAACUGAAAGGUUCAAGCGAUGUUUAAUCAAUAGAUGCCUUUUAAAUGUUAUUUAGAUUUUCAAUUUACAUCCUAUAUUUUAGUAUAUACUAUUAUACGAUUAUUGUUAACUCACACGUAUUCUUGUGGGUGUUAUUUUCAAUAAAGGCAAAUAAAGAAAGAAACAAACAAAGAUAUUCAUGAGUUGCCAAGACCAUGGAGAAUCAUCACUUAAUUAAUAGUUCAUAGAUCAUGUGCAUAGGCAGAACAGUUCUCUUCAAUUGAUCGCCUUUUUUUUUUUUUUUUUUUCUUUUUUAGUUCCCAGCAGAGCACCGUCCAAUGUGAGAGUGUCUAACGUACGGUUUGAUCAACUUAAAGUUCAGUGGAAUGCACUCCCUCAGCAAUUCGCUAAUGGGCGUCUCCUUGGAUACACAGUCUACUAUUACGAGUAUUAUAACUCAUAUGUUAUAAAAUCGGUUAGCACCAGAAGUCCGUACGUAAACAUGGUAAUAUUAAGAGGUCUCAAGGCAGCUAGUCGUUAUCAAAUAGCUGUGGCAGCCUUUACGUCUAAAGGCGCUGGAACGCAGUCCUACUGGCUGUACGUAACAACAGGUAUUUUUUUUUAUUUUUGUGUUGUUUUGUUUUGUUUUUUUUUUGGCAUAAUGCUAACUACCACAAUUAUUAUUUCGCUGAAUCCGCAAGUGGCCAAGAUGUAGCGAAUCCUGCGUUCUGAUCGGCUACCCGAGCGGGCAAGAAGGGCUCAUGUUGCCCGCUUGAGAUUUCCCACGUUGGUCCCAUAUAUAUCCUUUAUUGACCAAGCUUGUUCGGUCAAGAUGAUUGGAUAUUGGCCUCCUUCUUUUUUGCAUUUUCAUUGACCUCCACUUCGUCGCGAAAAAAGAACUUUGCCUGCAUCUAGUCAUCUUGACUUCACGACUCCCGAUAACUCAACCCUAACGCAACCUUAUUACCAAAAUAUUUAUUUUCCUACAUUCCUGUAAUUUUACCCUAACUCGAACCCUCGACCAAUUUUCCCGUUCCCUUCAGGUCAUUUUUCUAUAUAAUUUUACCCUCGAUAACUCGAACCAUGUUUUGAGCCCUUAAAAGCCGUCUACUGGCGUCCGAAACAUUGAAUUUUGGAUUUCCUAUUGACGUGUUGUAGGAGUAUAGUUUACUAGUGGAGGCUAAUGUUGAUUGUCACAGGGUAACGUGAAGCAGCUUUUCUUCUCAAAACAGCAAAACGCAUGCUUUAUUUAAGCUAUGUUUUGUUACGUUACGUUCUGAUUUAUAAUCUAAAAGUAUCUUUUAAUUUUCACUUGGCAUUUCUGCAAUUAAAUGUGAUUAAAAUGUUCACUGUGCAGUAAAAAGUGUUUUUUUACCUUACUCUGGGCUAUUUUCUUCGAACUCCCGGUAACUCGAACUCCCGAUAACUCGAACCUUUUUUCGAUUUCCCUUGAAGGUUCGAGUUAUCGGGAGUCGACUGUAUUUGUCUGAUUUUGAUUGGCUCAAAUACCUCGGAUAGAACACCCUUCUUUAUCUUCACAAUUCUUCAUAUGACAGCGUCAUCCAGUAAUUCUUAAAUGCCUUUUUUUUUCUUCUUCCUCUUUUAAUUUAACGCGAUGAACUGAGAGGAAAUUCUCACUUUUUCUAAUAAAUUUAACUGCGAAAAAUGAGUAUCGGUAUAUUUUUAAUUCAGUGCCAAACACACCUUAGCAUGUCUCGUUCAACAGCGUAUUAAAAAAAAAUCAUGGUGAUGUUAAAUGCAGCAUUUUUAUCGCUACACAGUAUAACAAGAGGCACUGUUUGAUUUGUAGGUUGUGGAGGUGGCUUAAAUGAGUUGUUUGGUAACUUGCAAGUCGGCCGCAGUUCAUACUAUAGUUACUAUACGCUGCAAUGUACCUGGAAGAUUGGGAAUGCAGGGAUAAGCCAAGCUGUUGCAUUUGUGUCCUUACCGGACCUCUAUUUGUCUUAUUACAGGCGAGUAUGAUAUGUUUAUACACACGUAGAAAGGGAAACCUGAGGUAAAAGAUACAGGCGUCCUGAGAGUAUUGAUUAACAUGAAUUAAACGAUGAGCCAGUGUUUGGUUCUAAUUGCUCAGUACUCUAAUCCCAGUAAAAAUAAACAAACAAGCAACGGUCUAGACUAAGUAAAAGAUUAUUUAGAUAGAUGUAAACAAUUGUCGAACCUUAACGUAUUUAUCGGAUUUAUCGGAGAGUCAGGUGAAUAAAUACCCGGAUUACUCAUUUUCUGUCUUAAAGAAUUUUAAUUUCUUCUUUUGUUAAUGGUAGGUGGAGAAGCUUCUUUUGGAUUGUUUCCUGUUUCAAAUCGCUUUAAUUGCUUUUGCGUGAAUUUAAGAGUUUGUCUUGUUUUUGCGAACGGUUGGUCUGAAAUGAUGGACUCACCUCAUUGUCCGUUGAACAACAUAAAUCUGUUAGCAGAGUAUCGGCUCGUUAGCGGUGUUUUUAUAUCCAAAUGAGCUGCAUAGUUAAUGAUGGUAGGGGCUCGCGUUAGCGCAGCUUGGAGGGUGUGGUCUCGUAGAGCGGAGGGUCGCGCGCGCGGAGGAGAGUCACGUGAUCAAGAAUCGCGCGGUGGAUUCGGUUGCCCUGGCUCGCUCGUAAUCACCUUAGAAUCGGUGUCGAAAUACAAACAAAGUUCCUGAAGCAAUUCUACGACUUCAUACAAAUGUAAACGGGCCCAGUAAGCGGUGAAACAAGUCAAGAAAAUAUUGACAUGGAUUGCAGAUAGAUCGUCUUUACUUGUUUUCUUGUAAUAGACCUCCACAGUGUCAUCCGUGACGACAUCGAUAGAGCACACAUCAAUUUCACCAGUGUCACCCAGGAACUCUGUCAGCUUCUGAUGCUCAGUGAAAUCUUGAAUCUGGGUCUUGUUAGGCGCUUUUCGGAGCUUCCCCCACACAUUGUUAAGGGUAAUUUUUGCCACGCUUCUGAGACCCUUAUUACACUCCAUUUUGUGUCUCAGAGUCUUCCCUUUCCGCAACCAGCAAGUUAGCCUCGUGCUGUUCAUGAGUUUGCAUCACUUCAUGAUCAAAAAAACACAUGCAAGGGAUCUUCUUCUUCUUCCGGCGUUUUCACUUUUUGAAUGAAACAGGAAUGUUCCAGGACCGGCACAUACUGUUUGCAGCUCCGGCAUUCAUCAUAGCCCCAUUGAUGCUUUCUAACUUCUUACUGCUUUUCAAUAAUCUCCGACAAUCAGGGCAGAUUUUUCCUCAAUUCACACACACUCGCACACGUCAGUCCUUUACCCCUUUUACCACGAUAAGCGGUCUUCUUAUAGUUGGCAAAACACACUUCUCCAUAGAAAAAAACGAUAGCAGCGUCCACACUGAAGAGUCACGCGACUGCCUCGGUGAAGGUAAUCAGGACAACCAUUCGUUAAACAAGCUGAACAAUGUUCUUUAUUGACAUUGCGUUGAUGUUGGCCUUGAUUACCAUAGCCUCGAUAACAAUAGAUAUAGACAUGCUUCUUGUCCCAGUAGCCUUGGAGAAACUGCGUGAAACCCGCUUGCCUAAAACGUAUCAGAUUAAACGAGACGCAAAGCGAUAUGAGUUGUACACCCUUCCUCAGUACAAGUAUUAUCGGUUGGUGUUUAACUAAAGGGGUGGUCGAUCCUGCUACCUUCAAAACUUACCCGUACUGGUAUUAUGACCCAGAGACUUUCAUGACAAUAUAUUAAUUAAACGAAUGUAAAUAAUGUUUUAUCUUGUAAAUACACUUUUUUUGAAGUCGUUGCGUGGUAGUGAAAAUAGAACAUUUUCCAGUGAUAGCGUGACAUGAUAUAGCGUGACAUUUUUUUCCGAAAAAAACUAGUUUGCGUCACCGUGUGAAAAGGGCGGAUAAACAACUAGUGUUUUCCACAUGUCCUGUUGGUAACCGGGUUUGUUUAGUCAAAUUAUAAACAUAGCAGAAUUGUAUAUCGGUGUCUUGAUUUUCGUGGGGGAAGGUUGACUGCGCAUGCGUGGUAGAAACCUCAUGUCUCUCUUUACCGUUUGUUUACACAUGUAAACCUUCCCUCUUUAUUUAUAUGGGGAGACGUCAUCCGUCCGACACGAACCCGCUAGUAUCCGAACUCCGACUAGAACACGAACCUUAUCCCGACAAGUACUCCAACUCCGACUGGUAACCGAACACGACCAUAAUCUGACCAGUACCCGAACUUCCACUAGUACCAAAACACGAACCCUAACCCUAGACUAUUGCGAGGAUGGUCCGACCAUAAUUCGAGGGUAGUCCGAUGAGAAUCCUAGCCACACCCUCAAAGCUACACUAACGCUAAGCUUAAUACACGAACCAGGCGCGAUCACAUGACCUUCCCGGCGCGCGCGACCCCACGCUCUAAUCCUGGCCACACCCAAAAAAACAGCUUCAGUGCUAGCCUCAUUUCCAUCCCGGCACACUACGACACUUUCAGUAGUGCAUCCCAAAUGUUACCUGAACGCCCGGAUACCCUGCUUCUGUUGUUUGAAGAAGGUCGUUUGAAAGUAUUUUAUAUCGUCUGAAUUUUUUUUUUUUUUUUCGUACAGCGAGUACAUUAAGGUAAUUGAUGGUAACGGUAUCACGGUUCUCAGUCGCUAUGGAUACUCGUCUGCAACUCAGAAAACUUUCCGGAAAGUUUCAUUUGGAAAUUCUGGGAACAUCACUGUGCAGAUCUACCUAAGGCGAAGCUACAGUAACUUCAGGCUACAAUUUGGAAUUUUAAAACAAGGACUCCAAUCAGGUUAGCAUUUCUGUUACAGCUAAACUCAUUUUAUAUGUAAUAUUUAUAUAUUUACAUACGCUCGUCUGCGAAUAAUAAAAAAAAGGUAUCAUUCAAAACGAUAGCUAUGGAGAUAUUGGAGAUAUUGAGUGAAAUGCCCCUAUUUACAAAACCGAUUACAAUAUGAUCAUAACAAAAGUGAAUCAAGUAAUCUUGUACUAUUCAAGCCUGUGGGUGUAUAAGAACAAAAACUAGCGUGGGCUUAAGGCGGUUAAAGUGACUCUCUGUAUGCAACUAUAUAUUUUUUGUUUAACUGUUGUUGUUGUUUUAUUAUGGCGGAAUUUCUCAAGGUUUUCAGCUUUUCUUUUUUUUUCUGCUUAAGUGUUUUUGGUGAGACAUUUCUGUGACGUGAAUAUGAUAGUUUAUAGGUAACGACCAAUCAUAGCACCCGCAGCGUGCACUACACUGUAUGAAACUUAAUAGUUCGGAGGGUGUUAUUCGCUGUACCGAUGAAGGAUGAGAACCUUAAGAUAAAUAACUCGAAACAUUUAUUUGAUCAUUUACUCAUUUUUAUUUUAUUUUAUUUGUGUUUUUAUUUGCAUUAAUAUUUACUGUAUAUAAGACAUAUAACUCACACUCCGUUUGGAAUAUAUGGCAAAACGGAAGGUAGAAUUCCCCUUAUUUGUGCUUCGAACCACUUUUAAACGCACAUAAAAGCCUGUCCCGAAGGGAGCAGGUUAAAAAACAAAUGACGUAAUCCCAUGGAGUCCAUACACAAGCACCUGGUCCCAAGAUCGAUCCUCUGCAUCAUUUUUUUCUGCUGUGCUUCAAAACUACCACAAGUAAAUGAAUCUUUACCGCACUUUUUUCCUUAGGUUUUUUCCUUUUUCACCUAUAGCUACACCUCCUCGAUAGGGAGGAAAUCUUUGGAAGCUGUUUAUUUUCAAACUGAUUUGACCUUUCUAGUCGCAGGAAACGAUUACAAGACGAAAACGGUUUCAUCACUCGUCUUCGCGUUCCCGCUAUCACGAACGCUCGCACUCGACAAACAGUUUUCCGCCUAAAGGGCGGAAAACUCCGGAUUCUGUGCCUCCAGCAGCCGAAGGCAUAUCUUGGCUUUUAUCCUGUCUACGUUACAGCAAAUUAAAACAGACAUGGCGAAGACCAGUGAUCGCUUUUCCUCCAUCGAGCCUCGCUUCGGGCAACACUGAGGAAAUCUCCCGGUAUUACAUGAUGAUCAAAUUUCGGUUCUGGCCUAUUCCUAUAGGGAACUUGAUUAUUCUGAAGAAUGUGUGCCAUUGGCUACUGAGCCCCAAACUGAGGCUACUCAGCCAAAACACCAGGAUAUUAGGCCAUCAAAGGAGACAAACGUCUCCCAAUCAUCCGAAGGCUCCCAAGCACACUUGGUGGCCAGCAACAAAUCUCCUUUAUACAAUCCUGACUCCGCCCAGUUCUUAUGGGAACCCACAAGGGAACUGGCUUCCUUCAUAGAUAAACAAUUCCGUAGAAAAAUGAGUUAUGAUCGGGUUUAUGAAAUCCUGGACAAUUACAGUAUGACUUCUGUGGAUUUUCUCAUAACAAUAAGACUCAACAACUUCCUAGAGAAGUGGAAACAGAUAACUGAAGACCCAGAAAUUUUAAACGUUGUUUCGGGACAUCGAAUCCCAUUCCGCUCUAUUCCUGUUCAACUUCACAUUCCUGUCACAAAAUGAUCGGAUUCAACAGCUUCUCUUAUACAGAUGUAGAUGCAGAAGCGCUGAAGCUCCUAUCAUUGAGGGCAAUAGAAAAAUACCCUUUAACUCAGCUAAUACUGGACCUCUUACAGCAGCUAGGCUUCGCCAUAAACUGGGAAAGUCCCUUCUAGACCCCAGCAGCUCGCGAAGUGGCAAACUUCAUAGGCACCUUGGAGGAUACUUGUCCCACCAUCUGGAAGGCCCCUCUUUAUUAGAGGCACUUACAAAUACAGCUCAUAAAGUAUCUACAUCUUUCUGUAUCUUUCGCUCACAACGUUAUAGAGGAUCAUGAAACCAUGUGCUUGUGCAGGGGUUCCAUAGGAUUACCAUUUGUUUUUUUAACCUGUCUCCGGGUCGGGAGAGGUUUUUAUAAGCGUUUAAAAGUGGUUCGAAGCACAAAUAAGCGGAAUUCUACCUGAUGUUUUGUCAUGUAUUUGUUACUUCGUUUGUUUAUAUAAUUUCAAUUAUGCUGGCAAGCGGCCCUGGUAUACGUGGGAUAUAUAUAUAUUUUUUUAAUUGCUAUUUUAUUUAUUUCUAGCAUUUCCACUGCCUAACUGGAGCGUGUCCAUUGGCAACGCUACUACGACAAGCAUCCGAUUCUCUUGGCAAAACCUGCAAACACUUAUUGGUCAACUAAUUAGUCAUUACUUUGUAGUCGUGAAAAACUCAUAUGGUAGUAGUCUAAACAGUCACAUCGUCUCAGGAAAUACUACCUCCCAUGUAUUCCAUGGAUUAUCGGUCUAUAGAGAGUAUCGGUUAUUUGUUGUUGGUGUAAAUAACAGUGGCGGGGCCUACAACAGUACAGAGAGCUCAGCAUGGACGGACGAAGGGGGUAAGUGCAUUAUCAAAACGUUAUUUAAUUUUUUUGUUAUAUCAGUACGUAUCGUAGGUACAGGCAAAUAGUCUCAUAGUAUGUCAUUGCGGCAACUAGCAACCAACAAUGUGAAGAAACUACAUCACGCGUUCCUGAAACGAGUGACGAACCCCUAAGAACGUCUGCGUGGGAGGCUAGGCAAUUCCUUGAUUCGCUCUGAAAAAACGCUUAGCCCUUGCCAGAUCGAUUCAGCUACUGAGUCUUUAUACGACUGUUAAAUCAUUUCAGUUAUCAACAAAGGCAAUGAUACAAAUUCUUGAGUUACGCGAUUUAAUUAUGUGGAGGAAACAUUUAAUUUCUACUCUAAAAUUAAUUAAAUACUUAAAAUAAGUUAAUUAAAAAGCCUUAAAAACAUUUAGUGAAAACAAGCAUUUUUUUCCUAGUUCCCAGCAGAGCUCCAUCGUAUAUCCGACUUUCAAACUUACAGUUUGCUGAGGUGAAAGUUCAGUGGCAACCACUCCCCUAUAACUACGCAAAUGGGCGUCUCCUUGGAUACAAAGUCUUCUAUAGAGAAUACACCUCUUAUUAUUAUUACUAUUACUCGUAUUUAACAAAGAGUGUUAACACUAGCAGUGCUAAUGUUACCAUGGUGAUAUUGAAAGACCUAAAGCAGGCCAAACGUUACCAAAUAGCAGUGGCAGCUUUUACGCCUAAAGGCGAAGGACCGCGCUCGUCCUGGACUUUCAUAACCACAGGUAAUGCACAAUUACUUUUAGGCCGGUACUAACUGUUAUGUUCAUUUAUUUAUUUAUUUAUUUUUAAUUUGUAAUUAUUAUUAUAAUGGGGUGAGUAAUUUGGGAAUCUGAACAGUAUUUAAGUACGAAAUUGAUAGAUCCAUAUAAAUAGCCAUCAAAAUUCAUUUAUGAUUCGAGGAUUGUGGUCAAAAAAGCGUUUCGCCUUAUAAUUUUAGUGGGGAAAAUCAGGAGAGUCUAAAUCUAGAACAGUCUUAAAGAUGUUAACAACAUGACCGUGUAUAUAUGUUGUGUCUGGGUUAGUCCCAUAUUAACCCUAUUGACGGUAGACAAUGUGUAGCUGUUUAAAUGAUCGUUUCCAACUCUUCAUUCGAAACAAACAAAAAUAAACCAAUGUAAAUUAUCCUUUAAGUAAAUGAUGCAGUGGAAUCUUUACUAACAGCUACCUCUUCGCAACGGCCAACUCUCCAUCCGACCACCCCCUUCCCUCGUUGUUUUUUUUUUGUUUGUUCUUGUCCAGGCGUACACAUUUAUAAAGAGAGAAAUAAAGGAAAAAAAUAGUAAGAAAGAGAAAAUAAAAAUGAAAUAAAAUAAAUGUAAGGCGCGCGGCGGAUAUUUUUCCAUUAAGCCGGAUCAGGACUAAUAAAUUUCCUAAUAUUAUUUUAUCUAAGGGAAUUUGCAAAAGUCAGAACUGGCCGGUCAGACUAUGGUCAGACCAGUCAUUUUGACAAAGAAAUAAGCUUGUUUUCCAAGAGAUUUGCCGAAAAACCGUCUCCUUUGUGGAUACUAUUUUGGAUUUGACUGAUCUGGCUAUAUUCUCAUUACUACAGGAAUGGUCUGGCCGGUCAGUUCUAACAAAUGGAAAGCGCCCUAAAUUUCUUUCUUUGGUUAUUGUAUAGGUUGUGGAGGAAGCUUUAAUCAGUCAUUUGGCCAGCUACAAUUUGGCCGUAAGAAUUACUACGGUUACGUGCUGUGCACCUGGUCAAUUGGAAAUGUGGGAAUAGAGCAAGCAGUUGCACUUACGUCAAUACAAGAACUCUACCUAUCAUAUUCAUAGUGAGUUAAAAUGAGACACUAUGCUUCGAAAUAAAUUAGAAUAAACCUUUUCUUUUGUUUUUUUUUGUUUUGUCAAAAGGGAAGAUGGGAAGAGGUAAGGAAUCGAAGGAGGAAAGAAAGGAAGGGGGGGAGGAAGGUGAAAUGAUAGGAAAAACUGGUAACUUUAGGAGACCAAACCAAGGACAGCUAGUUUACCAUUAUCAAUGACAAGAUAUGUGUUUUCCCUUUGUUUUGCAGUGAAUAUGUUAAAAUAGUCGAUGGUAGAGGUGCAACAGUAUUUAUUCGCUAUGGAUACUCGUCGACCCCUCAAAAACCAUUCGCGGAAGUUUCUUUUGGAAACUCUGAAAAUAUCACCGUUCAAAUCUAUCUAUACGGAAGUUACAGUAACGCAAGGCUUCAAUUUGGAAUUUUACAGCAGGGAUUCCAGUCAGGUUAGUUUCAUUCUUACAGUUGACGUUAGUACUGUCAGUUUUUGUGUUUUGUCACAUACAUUUAUCAGGCACUACCAUCACUACCACCACUCUAGAAGUGUUUGUUGUCAAAGAUAAUAAGGAGAAACCGCUUGUGCAAAAAAGGAAAAAUAUGACACAAGCAUGUCGCCUACGUCCGCAGUCAUGACGUUUCAGGUUUACUUCAGUUAACAAAAGAGUUCAAAUUUGCGCUCUUGACUGCCGUGCUGUCAUGAUAAUGAAUGUUUCAUUGGUCGGAAACAAGGGAUCAAGCUUGUCACAGUACACGGGUAACGAAGACUCUGGGGAUGAGAUUGGGCAGUUGCUCGCCAACUGAAGAAUUCUUUUUGCCCAUGGUUGUGAAAUUUUCUUCUCGAAUCGUUGUCAUUAACUCUCCAUUGUUGGAGACCAUUGGAAGCUAUCCUCGACAAACGUUGAACAACCGACGAUGUUCCGAAACAAGAAAAGGGCUAAGAUCGGGGAAUAUCGGAUCGAAAUCGGCAGAGUUCGUUGUGGGCUCGGAAUCUAUUGUUUCAUUCACUCACCCACUCAACAGGAAAGCAUAGUGUGGCUUACCAGCCUCUUAGGCGCUAAGCCACAAAAACGGGAAAACAUCAAACCAUGCACAUUUAAACGUAAUUUAAAUGUUCUCUAAAUUGAAUCAACCCCCCUCUCUGUUUUGUAUUUAUUUAUUUAUUUAUUUAUUUAUGUAUUUAUUACGACAUAAAACGAUACAAACGAACGAUAAAGUCCGACGUUUCGGAGUAGUUAUGACCCCAUCAUCAAGGAGAGUGUUUUUGGUCAUGCAAAUUACAGCAUUUAACGCGAUGUGGCGCGAAACUUAACAUAACAGGGUGCGAAGAUUAUGAAAAUACUUUCGCACGAAUAGAGUCUGAUUGCACGUUGAGAUUUGGCUUUAAGAUUCUUAUGAAAAGCAUUUCGUACACUAAACAGUCAAAUUUGUUCCUGCAUUUCUUAUAAUUAAGCACUUCGAAACGUUUCAGCAGGUCCUGAUGGAUCGUCUAGUGCACGUUCUUGUAAUGUUUGGCAAUGGCGGAGGACAAUCUGUUGCUCAUGUCCUUUUACACGAUUGUUUAAAUGUCCGCGUGUGUAACCUACAUAGCCUGCAUCACACAGGUCACAUUGGAAGUUAUAAACUACACACUGUUAAUUUACGAUCGGUCGCUUUGCUUCUUUCACAUUCAGUUCUUGUUCAAUUUUCCGGCUGGCAAACACAGGCUGGAUGGUGGUGUUUACUUUUAGGCUCAGAUCCUUGAGUUGUUCUUUCACAAUAUCUACUGAGAUUUGGUCUUUAAAUGGUAAAACUACUCGAACCGUGUCAUCCAUCUCUUUAGCUGGUGAUAAAGGUCGCUGCUGGUCACAGACCUUUGAGUCAACGAAACUUUUGAUGGUAGAGUUAACGAGGUGUUUGGGGUACUUUAAACGGGAGAAUGCUGUCUUCAAUCGCUUACAUUCGUCUAAGAAGUGUGACCAACAAGAAGAUAAACGAUAUGCUCGAUCCAGAUUGUCAACAUGACUCUGGUAGUGUAAGAGUAGACUUGAAUUCGUGGGUUUUACGUACACCUUUGUCUCUAUUUGAGGCGAUCGAUUCAGUAUAACUGGAAGCCAAGAAAUGGGAGCAUGCCAUUGCAUUCGGUUUCCAUCGUGAAUUUUACGGAGGAAUGUGCCUUGUUAAGCGUGUCCAGGAAGAUGCUGUUUCUAUAUUCGGCAUGAUGGUGAGCGUAUCAUCAACAUACCUUCGAUAGAAGGAAGGGAGUUUACCCUCUCGCUUUCUUCGGUUGAAGACAUGAACACAUUAGCUAGUAAGGGACCAAGGGGAGAACCCAUAGCCAUGCGUUCAGUUAAAUAAAAUAAUAAAACAUAAAUAAUUUAUUCUUGCCUCUUUUUUUUAGCACAACUGGUGCCCAGUUGGAAUGUUUCUGUUAGCAACAAAACAGCAACCAGCAUGCGAGUUUCUUGGCAACAUUUGGCACCACUGCUGAGCCAAAGUAUCCUUCACUAUGUAACUGUCAUAAAAACUAGCAAUGGAAGCAUCGUGAAUGGAAAUAUCCUGCAAGGAAAUUCCACAUCUAAUGUUUUCUAUGGCCUGUCGCCGUAUAUGGAAUAUCGAAUCAGUGUUAUCGGCGUUAAUGAUGACGGAAAGGUUUACAAGAGUUUAGAGGUCACAGAGUUCACUUAUGAAUCA
Porites lobata is the source of this 22529-nucleotide messenger RNA. NCBI's taxonomy places the organism in Eukaryota, Metazoa, Cnidaria, Anthozoa, Scleractinia, Poritidae. The record is from the annotation of a GenBank genome assembly.